CUUGGCAAUAAACAGACCUGGCAAUGGCAAUGGUAAUGGUAAUGGUAUUUUGCUUCUCUGUCCUAAUUUUGCUGAAAUUUUUCCACUCCGUGCCCCUCUGUUGAUCUGUGGAGUGGGGCUCUCCAGGUCUGCCCGACCCCUCACCCUCAAUCUCUCUCUCUCUCCACCUUCUCCCCUCCCUACAUUAAAAUGUAUGUAUGCAAACAAUAAAUUAUUCAUACAUCUGAUCUGCGUAGAAUAAGUUGACAAAUUCCAAACGCACAUACAUUUUGGCUGAAUUAAUUUGGGUUUCGGUAUAAGUAGUAAGUACUGUGCUCUGCUGUAGUCUAUCCUCCUCACCAACGCCCAAGCAUUUCACAGUAGUACUGCUACUGCUAGCCCUUUCCCAUCGGAAACAGCGCAACAGCUAGGUCAUGUUUUCUUCUAGUGAGGUGCGCUCAGUAGGCAAAAGUACAUAAAUGUAGGUAUGGCUUGGGGAACAACGAGCAAGUGUGACGGCAAGGACGCCGGAUCGGUGGUUCUGGAGCGUCCCCUGAAGCUCUGGUCUUUAAUAAUUGACAGGGUGCGGUGCGGCGGAGGUGUCCAAAGGCCUUGUCGGAAGAAAGCCGAGGCGAAGCACCGUUCCGGAUCCGAAAAGUUGUCGGAGCUUUUGAAGCAACCCGAGUGGUGGGAAAAUGAAGAGGAGGUGAGGAGGAAAGAGCAGGAGCUAGAAGCGCUGAAGAAAGUAGCCAAGAAACUGCAGCAGGAGGGAUCAAUGGAGGUGGUGUUAGAGGGGGCAGCGGAGAUUCGGAGGCUGACCAGGGAUGAUCCGCAGGCCAGGACCACUCUAGCGCUGCUCGGCGUCAUUCCCCCACUUGUCGCUUUGCUUGAUGCCCAAGAUCCCACCUUUAACUCUCAGAUCGCUGCUCUUUAUGCUUUACUCAAUCUCGCCAUUACAAACGAUGCGAACAAAGCGGCCAUUGUAAAAGCAGGUGGUGUCCAUAAAAUGCUAAAGCUCAUUCAAUCUCCAAAUGGGGCGCAUAGUCAGGCCAUUGCUGAAGCAGUCGUGGCCAAUUUUCUUGGAUUGAGUGCCCUGGACUCUAAUAAACCAAUUAUUGGUUCUUCCGGUGCAAUCCCAUUUUUGGUGGAAACUCUCAAAGAUUCGGAUGAAACUGUUAGCUCUCAGGCUAAACAGGACUCGCUGCGAGCGCUCUACAAUCUUUCCAUCUCACCUUCAAAUGUGUUUGCUAUGCUUGAGACGGAUCUCAUUCCACAUUUGUUGGUCAAGCUUGGAGAUAUGGAUAUGAGUGAAAGGAUACUUUCUAUUCUUAGCAAUAUAGUGUUGGUAGCAGAGGGCAGGAAGGGAAUUAGCGCCGUACCAGAUGCAUUCCCAAUUCUUAUUGAUGUUUUCAAUUGGACAGAUUCACCUGGUUGCCAAGAGAAGGCAUCUUAUAUUCUAAUGGUGAUGGCUCACAAAUCAUAUGGAGAUAGGCAGGCUAUGAUCGAGGCAGGAAUUGUUUCACAAUUACUGGAAUUAACUCUUCUGGGUAGCACAUUGGCACAAAAGAGGGCUUCUAGGAUGUUGGAAUGUUUAAGGGCAGAAAAGGGCAAACAAGUUUUGGGAAACUGUGGAGGAGGAUCCUUGACUGCAACACUUUCAGCUCCACUGUGUGGUGCUCUAUCAACAUCAUCGUCAAUGGAUCCUACUAAUCAACCAAAGGACAUAAUGAAGGAGGAGGAGGAGGAGGAGGAGGAGAUGAUGAGCCAAGAGAAGAAGGCAGUGAAGCAAUUGGUCCAACAGAGUUUGCAGAACAACAUGAAGAGAAUGGUAAAAAGAGCUAAUCUGCCCCAUGAUUUUGUUCCUUCUGAUCAUUUCAAGUCCCUUACAUUGAGUUCGACGUCUAAGAGCUUGCCAUUUUAAGGGAGUUGAUAAUUUUGCUCACUUCUUUAGCAUUUGGUGUGGUCUUAAGUCAUUAUUACAUGUUUUGGCGUCCAGCAAAUGCAGCCACAUUAUAUGCAGUGCUAUGAUGGAGUAUUAACAUAGGAAGUUUGUUUUGUAGUGACUUUCUGUUUGUAAGAUGUCCUCACUGGACUGUAAGAUGCACUAUUAUGGAGUAUUAUGAGAAAUCUGGUGGUACUUAUCUUACAUUUUGGA
Messenger RNA from Sesamum indicum (sesame), 2134 nucleotides. RefSeq names its product U-box domain-containing protein 45. Lineage: Eukaryota; Viridiplantae; Streptophyta; Magnoliopsida; Lamiales; Pedaliaceae. Gene Ontology annotation, molecular function: protein binding. The record is from RefSeq and is a predicted model, not a curated record.